This is a messenger RNA of Dermacentor albipictus, 4795 nucleotides long. Its product is annotated as regulator of microtubule dynamics protein 1-like. The record is from RefSeq and is a predicted model, not a curated record. Lineage: Eukaryota; Metazoa; Arthropoda; Arachnida; Ixodida; Ixodidae. Gene Ontology annotation, cellular component: spindle microtubule; cytoplasm; mitochondrion. Gene Ontology annotation, molecular function: microtubule binding.
AAUGUCAGGCCAGGCCAAGACGAUCCGAGGCCGCACGUACAAUGCGAGGAGCUUUUGGAGGUCUCGGUCAGCUGCGCGGCCACUGCUCCAGUGGGUUGCACCGCCUAAGAGGAAAGAAGCGCAGGAAAAAAAACUGUGUCAUCCGGAGCUGCCGAGGAAAGGCGGCGCGGCGUCCUGAGCAGAAAAACAUGGACGGCCUGCUGCGAGAUCGCCUCACCAUGCUCGCCGCCCUGGGCACGGGCGUCGUCGUGGGCAUCAGCGGCAUAUACCUCUACUACCGGCUCAACCGUACCGUCAGCCGGGAGCUGAGCAGCCUGGCGUGCAGCAUCGCCGACCUCCGACGCGAGAUCGAGCAGCUGAGGACCGCGGAGAGAGGCGAGACGCCCGUGGAGUCCGAGUCGCUGCCCCUGCAGCAUUCCCUGCGCGAAGACGAAGAGGACGACGAGUAUUACGACUUCACCGACGUUGAGGAUGCCUCAUGGACAGGGCUGCGUGAAGCCGGAGACCCUGGGUGGCUCGAUACGCUCGAUGCCGAACUGGACCGGCCUGGGGACAAGCAACCACUGCUAGAUAGCAUGCUGGCUCGCGAGUCGCAGUAUUCCCGUUCGGCGGCUUUCUUCUGGCGGCUGGCCAAGGCAUCGCACCUGUGUGGUUUGCAGAUGAAGCCCGGACGUGCUAAGGAGGAACUCGCUCGUCAAGCGUUUGCCCGUGCCCAGCAGGCCCUGCGGCUAGACGAGUCCAGCCCCGAGGCGCACAAAUGGUACGCCAUCACGCUUGGCGCGCUGUCCGAGUACGUCGGCACCCAGGAGAAGAUUGAGAAUGGCUACCGCUUCAAGGAACACGUAGAUAUAGCGGUGCGACUCAAGCCCCAGGAUCCAACGCUGCAUCACAUGCUGGGCCGCUGGAGCCUCGAGGUUGCAACGCUGUCUUGGCUAGAGCGCAAGCUGGCUGCCGCCCUAUACAGCCGGCCGCCGGACUCGACUUCGCAGGAAGCACGGGCCCACCUUCUGGCGGCUGACAAGCUGAGGCCCGAGUGGAAGGAAAACCUUCUCUACAUUGCCAAGACGUACAUCUGCGAAGGGCAUUAUGGACCUGCCAUGGCAUGGAUUGACCGUGCUGCGGCGCUUCCUUGCGUGGAUCCCGGCGAUGACACCGUGCAAAAGGAAGUGGAAAACCUGCAGCAGCAGUAUCAACGAUACCGGCCGUGAACGAGGCUCAUCAGGAGACGUAUGCCCUGUUCAACCGCGGACGUGGUUGCCUCCACGCACUGAAAGCGAAAGUCUCCAGCGAGGAGAGGCAUUGAUCCUGUUGACCGUUCUGCGGAGCUAUACAUCCUGUUGUUGAUAUGCAACCAUGAGUUAACUUUUGGGAGUAGCUGAGGAAGGGUGCGAUUAGCGUAUUAUAACUUACGCGCUGCACCUGAAGAGUUUUUGUGUAAAACUACUUGCUCGCUAUUUACUACCCUUCACAAGUCCGGUGGUCACACCAAGAACAUUGCAGCCCUAUUGAGGUCUGCGCCAUGUGUGUAGGAGCUGAGACACCUGGCAGAGAUGAACCUCGACAUCUGCAUAGCGGCACAUCUUACAUCUGGUUUUGUUGUGGGAUGCGAGUUUUUGUCCCUACGUGACCAACGGCUUGGACCCAUGGUGUUGGGAAAGUCAACGAUAUAUAUGUGUAUAUAUAUAUAUAUAUUAAUCUGUUGCUUAGCUGAGGUAUGGGAUUCUAUUUCUGACGUGAUUAUAUGGGAUUAUAUUUCUUAAGCGACGUGUAGCUUAGAUUCUGUGCUUGUCUGAGAUUGUGUUAUUGCGUUUUGCCAAGCGCAUGUCGCUUUGCUGGGUACAUUCUGAAAUUCUUGUGCCACCUGAGGUGUAAAGAGCAGCAAAUUUCCACAGUAGUAAUGUGGCCACACUGUUCAUUAAUGCAUGGACUUUGGUGAGUAGGUGCAUAUCGCUUGACGUUCUAGCUUCAGCACAACAUGGAUGAAUACGUCCAGAGCAGCAACGCAAGACACUGCCUUUAACUGUUCAACGCAAACAGUUGGAUGUAGCACUUUCUGUUGUGAUCUUCUUUACGUAUCCAUCUUGUGACACACCGAAGCUACCGUGUUGUACUCUAGGCUUAUGUUUACACGCUCUGGAUAUUGACUCUCCUUACAAUGAAAAGAGGAGAGCCCAUAGUUACACCACGUAUUGCAGUAUUGACCACAAUUGCUGGACAAGAAUGUGGCGAAAACUUUUGAAGUAACCUGGGUGCUGGUUCACUUGGCGUUUUUCGUUCUUCUGUAAUUGUCGCAAGAACUUUUUUUUUCUUUGCUAAAUGUGACUCUUUGAUUACGCCCUUGAAAUGAGUCUUCACACACUACAUUAUGCUAAUAGAAUUACUUUAGUUUAACAAAAGUUGAAAUCACUUACUGUAGCAUGUACCUGCUAAUGGAAUUGUAAUCAAUUACAAUUAUAGCCUCACAAAUAGUAAUGGAGCAGCUACAAGAAACAUGCAGGUCUUCAUGACGUUUAUGUUGCUUGUCACAGCUUUAAAAAUUUAAUGUCAAUUGAAUCUUACUUCAAUUUUAUUCAAUCUGGAGUCCCUCACUAUGGCGUGCCUCAUAAUCAGAUCAUGGUUUUGGCACGUAAGGCUCCAUAAUUAAUAAAUUAGUUAAUGUCACCGUCCUUGUGAGAAUUGCACAGGUGUGACUGAAGUGCUUUCUUGCAUUAUCGUUAAUGCUCAAAUGUUUAGAUGUGUUACUUUUCAGAGUUCCCAAUGGUCAUUUUUCAAGGUUUCCUUCUAAGGACAUGGUACAGCACUGUGAAGGAUACAUCAAUGCACACAUUGAUUUUACGCUCUGCAUCUCAAAUUUUGUCAUGACAUUGCACGGGAAUGGUGUGGUUGAAUUCAGUUUUGUUCCCUGUAUUGCACUUUCAAAACUUAUUGGAAAUAGUGUCGACUGUUUGUUGCCAGCACAUCCACAUAUGCUCACCUGUAGCACUUCUCCGUGGCUGUACCACGAGAUGUAGCAAAAGGCAUGUCCCUUUUUUGUCAGCAUUGUGUGCUGCCAUGUGUUCAGAAUAGCUUUGCUUUCAAUGUAACUACUGAUCGACUAUCAAGACAAGUAUCAUGUGAUAGAAUUAUCGUCAAAAUGCUGCUUGUAGAAAGUAUCAAAUCCGCCCAUUGCGAAAUUGCGAAGAUUUGCAAUUGCAUGUAAUCAGCUACACGCCGCACAUUGUGUACAAUGCCGAGUGUCUGCAUAAGCAGCUCUUUGAUAUUGUAUCGCUAAAUGUGUAGUUUUGUUGGGCGUGAUGGAGCUAGUUUUAAUUCACUAUCGUAAUGAAUUAUUAUCAACAUACUUCUAGCAUAAAGUCUAAAAAGCAUAAAAUUUGUGAAUCGCAAAGUUGUGAAUAUGUGCAAUUGAUCGCACGUAGUCAGCUAUAUGGGACAUAUUGUGUACAUUUGAGCAUAAGCAUCUCUUUGAUAUCGCAUGACUAAAUGUGCAGCUCACUUGGGUUAUCAGUAUAAUGUCCUGACUGCAUCUCAAGGUUAACACUCCAGCUUGUUAUCAUCUGCUUACUGUAUUGUAACGGAUUCUGCCUUGGUAAUGAUGUAGAAAUAUAUUUCAACACACCUAAAAAGAAGAGCAACACUGCUGCAGCCAACAUCAAGCAGUGCCAGCUGUCUUGAUUCUCUGAAACAUGAACAAAGCAACUGUAGCGUAAUAUUGCCCGGCUUGCCUUUCCUAACGCCUGUGACCUGAUCAUUCCUUUACAUUCCCGGUGACACUGAGGUGGAAUACACAUCGAAGAUUGGGGUGGGCUUGUGCUAUGAGUGACAGUAGUAUCCUUGUGUGCUCAUGAGUUUCAUAAACGGCUAAAGUGUGCAGCCAGCCAAAAAUGAAGUGCUGUCAAAACCGUUGACAUUAACUCUUGUGUAGUCGAUUCCGGGUAGGGUUGCCAUCUGGCUUUCUUACAAUCGGCACAACUGGUUUAAUCCUUUGGAAUUCAUGUGCUCACGUUACCAGUUCAGUAUUUGGCAUGUCAAGAAUGAAGAGUUGCCAGUGAUGGGGAGGAGAGGUGUGAUGUCAGAGGUCACAUGAUCUGGAGGAGUCAGCACCAGAAACGGCAGAGCAAGUUGGUGGGAGUGAAGGAGGUGCCAUAGCUAACACGUUACAGCCAUUCUUGUAGCAUGAGAAGCAGUGAGGGCUUUUUGUGCUUGUGGUGCUUGUUCUUUCAACAUCCUGAGUGGCAUUUGCCAAUUAUUUAGUCACUUUCUGGUAAAGAACUGAAAAGCCAGUGCGAGGACUUCCCCCGCGUUCAGAGGGUGAAUCGAAGGAAAACAAACUUUCACUAACACUAAUUUUAAUAAAAGUGCAACAGCGAAUGAAAUUUGCCAUUGCAUUGUUUCUUUAUCCAAUGGCUGCAUUCCUGCGGGGUCCAAAUGUAUAAGAAUAACUGUGUGCUUAGAUUUAGGUGGAUACCCCGAGCCCACUAAAAUAAAGCUGGAGCACUCCACAGAGAAGUCUGUUGGCUCUCAUGUAGCUUUGGGACACACAUUCUGAGAAAUUAAUCACGCUGUUAAAGCUGCACUUUUGGCCGACUGUACGAUCUAUGUCUUCAUACAAUGAAAAUGCGAUGAAGCUGCUUACGAAAUGGUGAUCUGAAAUUGAGUUCGGUUCGUGAGUCACUGCACCUGCGAGAUUGCUGUGAGUGUGUCUUAUAUUUUGCUAAGGUUGCAGUAGAGAAAGUGUAACCAGGUCGUCAUUGAAUUUGCUCAUUUUAUGGAAAUAAAAUAAUGGGAACACCGUUUA